AUGUUCAGUCCAGAUUCGGGACCUAAUUUCGAUACAUGGAUGAGAAGAAUUGCCACUCCGAAAUAUAGUGGAAUCAUUAACGAUAAUGGCGUCAGUGCCGUUAAUGGAAUUAAUACCGUAUAUGCGAACAUCGGCGGUAGACGGUAUUCCGCACAGCUUCCGCCCACCACUUUUUUUUUGAUGAACUCCUACUACAGAAACUACAACGGUCAGCAGACUGAACAACUGAAGAUCGCCAUAAAUGACGACGUUACCGUAUACAAAACCGAGAACGGCAAGACCACUGUCACAGACGGCUAUGGAAACAUAAAACGAGACGGUGGACCGUUUCGUAUAAUAUCAAGUGUCAUUUAA
Molecule: messenger RNA, 354 nt
Organism: Angiostrongylus costaricensis
Lineage: Eukaryota; Metazoa; Nematoda; Chromadorea; Rhabditida; Metastrongylidae
Source: the annotation of a GenBank genome assembly